UUCUUUUGUAUAUGCAUGCAUACUCAAAAAUAGAAGCUAGAUAAACAAACAAACAAACAAACACAAAAUGGCCUUAAUUAUUCGUUUAUCACUCUUUGCAUUUGCCAUCCUAGUUAGAUUACUACUCUUAUCCUUUUUAACCUUUGAUUAUCCCUUAAUCCGCCUGGUCGAGUCAAAUCUCGACUCAGACAAGGAUGCCUUACUCUCAUUCCGAUCCCAACUAAGCCUAAACAAUCCUUCUUACAAUAACAGCCCUUUAUCUUCAUGGGAUCGUAACUCAUCUCCUUGUAAUUGGACAAGAGUUGUUUGUAACAAGUUUGGUCAUAGAGUUAUUGGCCUUAACUUGUCAAGCUUACAACUUAUUGGUUCCAUAAGUCCUCAUAUAGGAAAUCUCUCCUUUCUCAAAUCCCUACAACUUCAAAACAACCAACUUACAAACACAAUCCCUAAAGAACUAUGUAACCUACUUCACUUAAGAGUUCUCAACUUGAGUUCCAACAAGUUAGAGGGUUCAAUUCCAUCGAACAUAAAUAGGUUACGCGAACUCAAGGUGUUAGACUUGACAAUGAACAAGGUUUCAGGGAGAAUACCUAAUGAAGUGAGUUUACUUCCUAAACUCCAAGUCUUGAACUUGGCAAGUAACUCACUUUAUGGCACUAUACCUCCAUCUUUAGGGAAUGUUACCUCAAUGACUACCUUAGAUUUGGGUACUAAUACUAUUAGUGGCACUAUCCCUAGAGAGUUAGGGUACCUUCGAAACCUUAAACAUCUCGAUCUCAGCAUAAACAACCUCACCGGUACAGUCCCAAACCCUAUCUACAACAUGUCAUCUCUCGAGUUUUUAGCCUUGGCAUCGAACCAGCUUUGGGGUGAACUUCCUUAUGAUGUUGGAGAAAGACUACCGAAUCUUCUUGUUUUCUACUUUUGCAUCAACAAGUUCACAGGAAGAAUACCUGGCUCGUUACAUAAUCUUACUAACAUACAAGUGAUCCGUAUGGCUCAUAAUCACCUCACCGGAACUAUACCACCGGGUUUAGAGAACCUCCCGUUUCUCAAGAUGUACAACAUUGGGUACAACUAUAUCGAAAACUCAGGUGAUGAAAAUGGUUUUGAUUUUCUAACUUCAUUAGCAAAUAGCACACAACUUAACUUCCUUGCCUUCGAUGGAAAUCUUUUAGAAGGGGUCAUCCCUGAAUCUAUAGGAAAUCUGUCGAAAGUUCUUUCGAAGCUAUUUAUGGGAGGAAAUCAUAUUCAUGGUAGCAUACCAAGCUCGAUUAGUCAGCUUACUGGUUUAUCCUUGCUAAACAUAAGCUAUAAUAACAUUGCCGGACCAAUACCUACCCAAAGUAGCCACUUACAUGACUUACAAGUCUUGGAUUUGGCUCAUAAUCGAAUUUCCGGGGUUAUUCCUGAUUCCUUUGGUAAUCUAAUGAAGCUAAAUAAACUCGAUUUAUCAAGCAAUGGUUUGGUAGGUGAAUUGCCUAGUUCUUUUGGGGGUUUUAGUAGUCUCAUUUACAUAGAUUUAUCAACCAACAUGCUUAAUGGUUCAAUACCUAGAGAGAUCCUUAGCCUUCCAACUUUGAGCAACACUUUGAAUUUGUCUCACAAUCGUUUCGAUGGGGAAUUACCUGAUGAAAUCGGGCUUCUAACCACAGUGAUUACCAUUGAUCUUUCGAACAAUCGAGUGUCUGGAAACAUUCCUAGUUCCAUCUCGAAUUGCAAGAGUUUGGAGACAUUGAGUUUGGGUAAAAAUUCUUUCUCCGGUUCUAUACCGAGUUCUUUAGAAAACUUAGAAGCUCUUCAGACCUUGGAUCUUUCUCAUAACCAACUAUCUAACUUCAUUCCUUCCAACCUCGAACUCUUGAAUGCUACUCAAUCGUUAAACUUGUCGUAUAACAAUCUCGAAGGAGGACUUCCUUGUGGUGGGAUCUUUAGAAAUCUUUCUAGAGUUUCCUUACAAGGAAACCCAAGACUUUCCUUGCAUUCACUACAACAUAUAAGAUCAAAGAGGGCGAAAAUUAUUAGAGCUCGUAUUGUUGUAGCAAUGGUGGUGGUUUUGGUGUCAUGUUUUAUGGCUGGUUUAUAUGUUGCAAUGAGGAAGAGAAAAGCCAAGUUUAGUAGUAAAACAUCAGACUCCAAGUUGCAAGAAGGGCAUUACAUGGUCAAAUACGAUGAGCUUCGUCGAGCUACCGGAGAUUUUAGUGAAGGGAGCUUGAUUGGAAGUGGGAGUUUUGGAUCAGUUUAUAAAGGGUAUUUGAAAGAUAACAUGGCUGUUGCAAUUAAGGUACUUGACAUGAAAAUGGCAGCUUCUUGGAAGAGCUUUCUUGCCGAGUGUGAGGCUUUAAGGAAUGUUAGGCAUCGGAAUCUUGUUAAGCUUAUAACACCUUGCUCGAGUUUGGAUUACAAAAACAUGGAGUUUCUUGCUCUGGUUUAUGAAUUCCUCUGUAAUGGAAGCUUAGAAGUUUGGAUUAAAGGUAAAAGAAAGAAAGAAAAUGGAGAUGGUUUGAACUUUAUGGAAAGAUUGAAUGUGAGUAUUGAUGUUGCUAGUGCACUAGAUUAUCUGCACCAUGACAGUGAAGUCCCUGUAGUGCAUUGUGAUAUAAAGCCGAGCAACAUCCUCCUCGAUGAAGAUAUGACCGCGAAAAUUGGAGACUUUGGGUUGGCAAGGUUGUUAAUGGAGAAAUUGGAUGGUCAACAUUCCAUCAGUUCAAGCCAUGUUAUGAAGGGCUCUAUUGGGUAUAUGCCUCCAGAUUAGUAAUAUGGUUUAGGAGCUAAACCAUCAGCAGCUGGAGAUACAUACAGCUUUGGAGUGACAUUGUUGGAGCUAUUUACAGCGAAAAGCCCGAGCCAUGAGAGUUUAACAGGGGAACAAGGUUUAGUUGCAUGGGUUCAAGCAUGUUUUCCUACACAAAUGAUUCAAGAGCUGUUAGAUCCCGAGCUGCGUAAACAGCUGCAGGAACAUGCUGAUGAUGAUGACGAUGAUGGCUACAACAGAAGGCAAGCCCUGGUUCAAGGACAGUUGGAUUAUUGCACGGCGAGGGUUUUUGUGGUGGGAUUAUCAUGCACUGUUUCUCAUCCUGAGGGGCGCAUUACUAUGAGGGAAGCUCUUCACAAGCUUAAAUCUGUUAGAAACAAACUCCUUAAAUCUUAGACGCGCCAUCAAUAAAGACAAUGUAGUAGCUUUGGUUGCAUUUUAACUUAUGAAUAAAUAUUAGUUGCAAGCUUGCAACUAUGUCAUAUUUUGUACUGUCAUGAGAAACUCAAUCAAUGCAUGAUAAUCAGAAGAAA
Spinacia oleracea (spinach) is the source of this 3288-nucleotide messenger RNA. Its product is annotated as putative receptor-like protein kinase At3g47110. The transcript is spliced from 3 exons. The record is from RefSeq and is a predicted model, not a curated record. Gene Ontology annotation, biological process: protein phosphorylation. NCBI's taxonomy places the organism in Eukaryota, Viridiplantae, Streptophyta, Magnoliopsida, Caryophyllales, Amaranthaceae. Gene Ontology annotation, molecular function: protein binding; ATP binding; protein kinase activity.